Paramuricea clavata is the source of this 969-nucleotide messenger RNA. The record is from the annotation of a GenBank genome assembly. Lineage: Eukaryota; Metazoa; Cnidaria; Anthozoa; Malacalcyonacea; Plexauridae.
AUGAGCGAAUCUUCGCUAAGCCUAGAGAAGGAAACACACUACAAAGUAAUCUAUGCAAAUGUUGUUUCCCUUCAGCAUUUGAAAUUCUACCACCGAUCGUGAGAUAUUAUAAUAAUUCGGAUCUAGAAUUCUGGCAAUCAUGCCAAACCUUGUAUACAGGAAUCUACAAUGGUACCAGGUGUACUUUUGCUUUAGACAGGAAAUCUUUCGUUGUGAUAGAAAACGCUCAUUUCACUUGCAACUUGGAACUUUUUCGUCGAUGAUUGUCGCGAUUCCGAGAGUUGGGAUGACGAAUUCGAGCGGAGUGGAUUCAAAGGCAGCAGACAAAUAACUGCGAUUGAAAAUGAUUAUUGGCUUUACGCAGAUGUGAGAAACUUAUUUGUCUUUAGGACAGCAGUAACGACAUGUUCUACAAGAGUUCUUUGGAGUUCGUUUUCUCCUGAUGGUUCCCGACUUGCAACUUGUACCUCAAAUGGAUAUAUCAACAUAUGGAAUGUCAAUACGGGACAAACUGAGCAAAGUUUCAAGACAAAUCAGGAAAAAUCUAUACUUGCUUGUUGGUGGUCGGAAAAGUUUUUGUUCGUGUUUAAUUUUUGGGACAGCAUUGCCAGCUUAUGGAAAUAUCCGGUGGACGUUCAUUUAAAGAUCCUUUUCUCCCAGAGCCAACAAGUAUCCCUGCGUCAUUUAGUAGAUGAGUUUGUUUCCUUAUCAGUAGUCGUUGAUUUUUCCGAGGGAUAUCUUCGCUACCAGUGCGGGGAGACGAAGCCUGCAAAAGUACUUGAUGUCAACAGAGUCCGGGAACCGCGAAUGGUGACCUUACCUGGAAUCAAACCUAUGAUGAAUAUUACAGUUUCGCCUGGUGCGUCCUUUCUCUUUGGUGCUGCAAAACUUAUGUUUUACAUUUGGAAAAGAAGUGCAAUGGAAACAAUUGUGUAUGACGUUUUUUUAUUCAUCAACCAAGUACAGUAA